Beta vulgaris subsp. vulgaris (sugar beet) is the source of this 1964-nucleotide messenger RNA. RefSeq names its product cytochrome P450 CYP73A100. The record is from RefSeq and is a predicted model, not a curated record. The transcript is spliced from 2 exons. Gene Ontology annotation, molecular function: iron ion binding; heme binding; oxidoreductase activity, acting on paired donors, with incorporation or reduction of molecular oxygen. Bases 75 to 1715 code for a protein of 546 amino acids. Lineage: Eukaryota; Viridiplantae; Streptophyta; Magnoliopsida; Caryophyllales; Amaranthaceae.
CUUCCAAGUUGCAACUAUAUCAAACCACGUAAGUAAUAACCAAGAAUCCCACAUACCUCCUCAAGAGGGUAAACAUGGAAACACACUCAAAAAAUAUGUCUAAAAAUAACCUUAUUAGAAACCUCAUAGUCUUUUUUGCACUUUCCAUCACUAUGCUCGUUACAUCCUCAUCAACAACCCCUAAAAUUUUCCAUUAUGCAAUAUUUCUCCCCAUCAUAUUUUACUUGCUCUAUUCCUUAUUCUCUCCCCAUGCACAAAAUUCCCAAAAUACCCCUCCAGGUCCGUUCUCCCUCCCCAUCUUUGGCAAUUGGCUCCAAGUAGGUAACGACCUUAAUCACCGUCGUCUAGCCGCCUUCUCGAAGACCUACGGCCCUGUCUUUUUCCUCAAACUCGGGGUUCGAAACCUAGUUGUGAUCUCGAACCCUAAGCUGGCAUGUGAAGUCCUCCAUGCACAAGGGGUGGAGUUUGGAUCCCGCCCUAGGAAUGUUGUCUUUGACAUCUUCACCGGAGGCGGCCAAGACAUGGUUUUCACCGCCUAUGGUGAUCAUUGGAGGAAGAUGAGACGUAUAAUGACAUUACCAUUCUUCACCAAUAAGGUGGUGAAUACUUAUAGCCCUAUGUGGGAGGAAGAAAUGGACAAGGUUGUUAGUGAUUUAAAGCAUAAUGACCAUAUUAUUGGUAUUAAAGCAAAAAAAGAAGGGUUUGUUUUAAGGAAGAGGUUACAACUUAUGUUGUAUAAUAUAAUGUAUAGGAUGAUGUUUGAUGAAGGUUUUGAAUCUAUGGAGGAUCCAACUUUUAUCGAGGCCACGAAAUUCAACUCUGAAAGGAGUAGAUUGGCUCAAAGUUUUGAGUAUAAUUAUGGAGAUUUUAUACCUUUGCUUAGACCUUUCUUGAGAAGUUAUUUGAGUAAGUGUAGAGACUUGCAGAAGAGAAGGCUGGCAUUCUUCAAUAACUACUAUGUUGAGAAGCGAAGGAAUAUAAUGGCUACAAAUGGAGAAAAUCACAAGAUAAGUUGUGCCAUUGACUACAUAAUUGAUGCACAAAAGAAAGGAGAAAUCAAUGAAGACAAUGUGCUGUACAUAGUUGAAAACAUCAAUGUAGCAGCCAUAGAAACAACCUUAUGGUCCAUGGAAUGGGCGAUAGCUGAGCUAGUAAACCAUCCAAAAAUCCAACAAAAAAUCCGCCAAGAAAUCGCCACAAAUCUCAAUGGAAACCCAGUUACAGAAUCAAACCUUGAACAAUUACCCUAUUUACAAGCAACAAUUAAGGAAACCCUAAGGUUACAUACCCCUAUACCUUUGUUAGUACCCCAUAUGAACAUUGAAGAAGCUAAACUUGGUGGGUAUACAAUACCUAGAGAGUCUAAGGUGGUGGUUAACGCGUGGUGGUUGGCUAACAACCCUGAAUGGUGGCACGAUCCACAAGAAUUCCGCCCUGAGAGGUUUCUUCAGGAGGAAGUAACGACGGACGUGACAGUGGGUGGUGGUAAGGUGGAUUUUAGGUUUUUACCAUUUGGUGUUGGAAGGAGGAGUUGCCCUGGAAUUAUAUUGGCAUUGCCUAUAUUAGGGCUUAUAAUUGGUAAAUUGGUGACUAAUUUUGAGAUGAAACCUCCAUUAGGAGAAGAAAAGAUUGAUGUGAGUGAGAAAGGUGGGCAAUUCAGUCUGCAUAUUGCUAAGCAUUCAACUGUUGUUUUAUCUCCUGUUCAUGCAGCUUGACUUGAUUAUAUAGUAUCAAAAUUUUAUACACCAAUGUUUGUUACAUUGGCCUAGGUCUGAGACCUUGUUUAUCUUGUUGAAUUUACUAUAUAGAAUUCAUUAUCUAGAUUUUAAUAAGUUUAAUUUAGCAUGUUAUUACUUAUACUUCAUGUGAUAAAUAUCUGUAUGUUUCUCAUGAAACCCGUGGAUUUCAGUUUUCUCUCUAAAGGGAGUAAGGAACCAUAAUCAAGAUAAAAUGUUUACCUUGUA